ACCGCUGAGGAUUUUCAUUUUUAUCUGAGACCUAUGAGAAGAUACACGGGUCUGAAAUCAGAUUACAGGCAGCCACACCAAUACUUGGCCUUUGUCCCCUCGCUCCUUCCUGCUCUAACUGUCACUGUGUUUGACUUUCACCGUGAGAGAGAGGAGAGUUACUCACUCGUACACCUCCCUUCUUCUUUUUUUUUGCAUCGCCCACUUUUUCCACUAACUUCCUUCUGACUUAAACGGAGGAAAAGUUGUAGCGAGAGAAGAGAAAGAGAGGCAGCAGCAGAGGCAGCAGCAGCAAAUAGGAGAAUAAUAAUAAAAAAAGAAGGUAAAAAAAAAAAACAUGUGUUGUACAGGACAAUGUGCCCGUGUGGUGGGCCUGAUCCUGCUGCCUUCAGCGUUCAUCUGCAUGAUCGCAAACCUGCUGCUGUUCUUCCCCGACGGGAAGAACCUGGACAGUGAUCAGAUCUCCCUCCAGGUCUGGCUCAUGGGGGGGUUCAUCGGAGGAGGCCUCUUUAUGCUGUGCCCGAGCUGCUCGGCUAUCAGGGCCGGGGGCAAGGGUUGCUGCGGAACAGGUUGCUGUGGUAACCGUUGCCGGAUGUUGAACUCUGUGUUCUCUUCUGCUUUCGGACUGGUUGGAGCGAUCUACUGCACCAGUGUGGCCUCAGCCGGUCUGGCUAUUGGACCCAAGUGUCUGGUGGAGGGUAAAUGGACGUACCCCUUUGAAGAUAACAGCGCAGGCAAUGUCAGCUACAUUACAAACCAGACUCUGUGGACGGUCUGCGAGUACCCUAACAAUGCAGUGAUGUGGCACGUCGUCCUGUUCUUCAUCCUGCUGGCCAUGGGGAUGAUGCAGCUGGUGCUUUGCGGCAUCCAGGUGGUCAACGGCUGCAUAGGGUGCAUCUGCGGUGACUGUCGUGACAGCAAAGACAGAGAGUGAAGAAGAUCGUCCGGGUUGUGACCCGUCUCCACGAGGGCCAGGAGACGUUUCUGCAUUAUUAUUUGCUGCCAGAAAUUUCUCUCUGUGAAACAUGAAUCUGUGUCUUUGAUGGAUGUUUUGUAACAUAUCAAAGACUUACUCCAUUAAUGUGUAAAUUUUAUUCAAGCUGACGGUUUGUGUGUUGUUGUCGACUGACUUAUACUUGGUUGAAUGCCUCUUUAAAAUAAUUUAAAACGUCAUUUCACUGAACUCCACGUGGGACAAAAAAGGAUCAAAGCGUAAUUGUAAAUAAUUUUUUAUGUUUGUUUUAUGCGCUGUGUAUAUCAGUCGCAUGUGACGACGUGACGACAUGGGUGGAUGAAUUUAAAGAUGACGUACUAUUUCCAUGUGUCUUUAUGAUUUAGGAUUUUUGCAGUUGCGAUCACUUCCGUGCGACUUUCAACAUUAAAAACACAUUUUCUCGAUCA
Messenger RNA from Larimichthys crocea (large yellow croaker), 1401 nucleotides. It is a transcript of the gene tm4sf5, whose product is annotated as transmembrane 4 L six family member 5. Gene Ontology annotation, cellular component: membrane. Lineage: Eukaryota; Metazoa; Chordata; Actinopteri; Sciaenidae. The transcript is spliced from 5 exons. The record is from RefSeq and is a predicted model, not a curated record. The coding region runs from base 338 to 934 and encodes 198 amino acids.